Brugia malayi is the source of this 2343-nucleotide messenger RNA. RefSeq names its product Type III restriction enzyme, res subunit family protein (gene Bma-helq-1). Gene Ontology annotation, molecular function: nucleic acid binding; ATP binding. NCBI's taxonomy places the organism in Eukaryota, Metazoa, Nematoda, Chromadorea, Rhabditida, Onchocercidae. The transcript has 21 exons. The record is from RefSeq and is a predicted model, not a curated record. The coding region runs from base 1 to 2343 and encodes 780 amino acids.
AUGGAAGAAAAUAGAACUAAUUGCGAUUGCUUGUCUUCUGCUAGAACGUCUCAAAGUAAUGCGUACAGGGAAAUGGAGAAUAUUUGUGAGAUUUACAGGAACUUGCGAAAUAUUUCAAAAUUUUACGACUGGCAAAAUCAGUGCUUAAAUGAUGAACAUUUAAUAAGUGGUAAAAAUAUGAUUUUAUCGAUGACAACCGGUGCAGGAAAAACUCUUGUUGCAGAGAUUGUAAUGCUACGAGAAUUAAUUAACCGACGGAGGAGUUGUAUUCUUGUUGUACCAUAUGUUGCAAUCGCUCAGGAGAAAGUGUAUUCAUUGUCGCUUUUCGAGGAUAAGUUUAAUAUUUGCAUUGAGGAGUAUGCCGCAAGCAAAGGUCGUUUACCACCAAUCAAACAUCGAAAAAGAGAAUCUGUAUAUGUUGCGACUAUUGAAAAAGCAAACUUGUUAAUUAAUAGUUUGAUAGAAGUGGAUCGCAUAGACGAAAUUGGAGUUCUAGUAGUUGAUGAAUUGCAUAUGAUAGGAGAAAAUAUUCGAGGAGCAAUUAUUGAACAAGGACUGAUUAAAUUUAUGCAAAAAGGAACUGGUCAAAUAGUUGGUAUGUCAGCAACUCUUUCAAAUGUCGAACAGCUAGCAAAAUUUCUCAAUGCAGCGGUAUUUUCAACAAAAUUUCGUCCAGUUAAACUGAUAGAGAAGGUAAAAAUCGACAACUCGUUGUAUGUCAUACAACCAGGUGGAGAAUUGGAGUUGGAGAUGAAUUUAGGUGAAAAUAAAUUAAAAAAUCGUGAUCCAGAUGGAUUAGUACCUUUGUUAUAUGAUAUUGUACCAAGACGGUCUGUUCUGAUUUUUUGCCCCACCAAAAAGAAUUGUGAAAACGUUUGUAAAAUGCUUUCAUAUCUGAUGCCGAAGAGUUUUCGAGAACGUAAAAAAACCGAAAGACUGGCUAUAGUAAAAGCACUGAAAAAUGAAGAAGAUGGCGAGUUCCCUUCUUUGCUAGAACUAAGCAUCACUCGUGGUGUUGCUUAUCAUCAUAGUGGUUUAACAGCCGACGAAAGAAAGAUUAUUGAGGGUGCUUAUCAGGAUGGAAUUAUUAGUAUAAUUUGCUGUACUUCUACUUUGGCGGCGGGAGUUAAUCUUCCGGCCCGACGAGUGAUAAUCAAUGCUCCAUUGGUUGGUAAAGAAUCACUUCGUAAAGCGCAAUAUCUUCAAAUGAUUGGUCGUGCUGGUCGAGCUGGCUAUGAUGAUAUGGGAGAAGCAGUUACAGUCGUACGCUCUAGUUAUGAGGAAAGUAAAUUUUUAGACAUGAUCAAAGGGCCUCUGCCGCGAUGUAAUAGUUCAUUGAAUGAACCAGCAGUGUUUUCAUCAUUUCUGCUCGAUUUAAUCUCAUUGAAGGUGGCGCAACGGUUGGAAGAGCUGGAAGUUCUGGUGCAACAAACAUUAUUUGGAAUACAAAACAGUGGUAGUGAGAAGCUAUUAAGAGAAAUGUUGGAAUAUCUAAUAAAUCACGAUUUAGUAAGUGUUGAUGGGAAUGGGAACUAUUCGGCUUCACUUUUUGGCAUGGCAGUCUUUUCGGCUCCCUUAUCACCACUGGUAGCACGGCAGAUGUGCACAUUAUUAUCAAAUAAUAUAAAAGAAGGUAUUGUAUUAUCUUCACAUUUUCAUCUGUUAUUCAUGAUGGUACCGUUCGACAUAAGCGUUGAUAUUGAUUGGAAUAUAUUCUAUGAAGAGUAUAAAGCCUUGCCAAGAUCUGAGCAAGCUUUGCUUGCACGAUUGGGAGUGAAUGAUAAGCAAUUGGUGCGGUGUUUUAUUGAUCAACCAAAAUUAAAUGAAGGUGAAUCGCCAUUACGUCUUUAUAUUUCAUUCAUGUUGCACCGACUGUGGAAGCAGGAAACGUUUUUUGAUGUUGCGGAACGUUUUCACGUGUCUCGUGGUUGGCUUCAGAAUGUCCUGCAAGCAACUUGUUCACAGGCAUCUUCAAUCACGCGUUUUUCAGAAAAAUUGCCGUCUUUCUGGUCGUUGAAAAAUUUAUUGCCUGAUUUGGUACAGCAUUUGCGAGAUUGUUCACAGCAGGAGUUGAUUCCAUUACUUGCGUUGGAUGGUGUUAAAAGAGGACGAGCUCGACAACUUUAUAAUGCUGGUUUCAAAACGAUUGGUUCAAUUGCUUCAACAGAUCCAUUGGUAUUGCUAUCUACUAUAGAUCAUCUUAAUAGACGACAAGCUAAUGCAAUCAUCAGGAGUGCAAAGGUUUUACUUCGUGAUCAGCUUGCGGAGAAAGUUGAAGAACUGCAAGAGCAAAUUGGAAUUAAGGAGAUGGACAUUUUGGCAAAUUUUUUCUCAUAUUGUUGA